This is a messenger RNA of Amoebophrya sp. A120, 4425 nucleotides long. NCBI's taxonomy places the organism in Eukaryota, Dinophyceae, Syndiniales, Amoebophryaceae. The record is from the annotation of a GenBank genome assembly.
AGUAUUUACUCAAAUUUUUAUACUAAUUGAUGCCCCAGCAACGACUCACUACACCAGUAACAGUUUUUUCACACUACGGAUCAGUACUCUAGGGAGGACAGUUUGCACUUUCAGGAUUGUCGUAGCAGCAAUAGAACUAAUUCUUGUCAGCGACCUGAAGCUAAUAAAGCACGUAGUUAUUGCUUCGAGCCGAGCUUUUACUUGAGAAGGCAACUUUUUUAAACAUUAUUCGAUUUUUCCUGCGGUUCGUUUGUGUCCGAUUCCUGCGGCGGCGGUACAUCAGGGAACAACGGCGCAUGAGUAAGAAGCAAGUGGCCUGUUAUAUGAAGAAUCGUUGGCGAUUUUUGGAGACCGAACAAGAGAAAUAGCAGGAAAUACUCUACGCGGCGACGACAACGCUAUCUCGAGGAAAAAUUCCCACUGCCCGCCAUCUUCGAUCCAGUUUUAUUGCGACUCUGUACUCACUUGUCGUCACCAAUCGCAAGAAGCAUGCGAGGUCGCAGCUGUGUUUUGCAUUGUGAAGGUGCGGCCUCGUAGAGUAAGGAAGGGUGCUUUUGGCACUGCUUACCUGCUGGAAGCUUCUUCAAAGGUACUUGCAGCAAUGAAGACAUCACAGUGCAACAUCCCAUCGCCUGUCACUCAGAGGCCUCUUUCUACGGAUAAUUGCUGGUGUAUUUCAUGUACUGAGUGAGGCGUUUGUAAUAUCGCUUGUUCAGCUAGUGCAGCUGUCUCUGCUGCUAGCGUGACGACAGAUGAUGAGUUUGUAGUUGGAAAGAGUCAUGUUGCUGCGUACUUAGUAGAUGGCGGGAGCUUCAGCUUCUUCCAAUUUGAUACACUGACGGAAGUGGCCAUGGCGGGACAAACGGAGCAGGUGACCAGACUGCUGCAGGUGAAAGAAAAACUCGUCCAGAUUUGCAAUGCCUCGGAGGACGGUAUCCCUGCAAAAAAAGUAACAUGUCUGGAUCGGGAAGGCGCCAGGAUGUGUAACCCGCGGGGUAUUUUGAAACGUGAGCGCAGCGGCCAUUCAAGAGUACAAGUACAUGCUGCGGCAGAGCAGCGCUUCUUGACACGAGCUGCAAAGCGAAAUAGUGCUAUCAAGUGCCAUGAUGUACAAAGCGCCGCGGCACCGCAUACUGUGUACGCGCGCAAAAUAAUGAUCCAAAAAUCUGUCCUCAUGCACGUAGUUGCUUGCUGUUGCUCUAGAGCUACUUUCAUUCUGCUCGCUUUGAUUUGCAUGAAAAUAGCCUAGAUCAUAACUCUCUCGAGCUGGACAUGGGUGUUUUUUUGCAGUGGAUAGACGAGGCGGAAAUUGCCGCGCAGCUGCCAGAUCUGCUGGACGAGUUGGAGAAAGUGCACGUGACCCACAGCCUGCUGAAGGAAACCCUGCUGGGCAAGGCGGUUCGCGAAGUCUCCGUGAGCCCGAAAGUGCCGAAAGAUCUCGCGGACAAGGCCUCGCAGUUGGUGCUAAAAUGGAAGCGCGUCGUGCAGCUGGCAAACAACACCUCCUCCACCGGCUCGCAGUUGGGGUCCCAGGCGUCACUCGCGAAAAUGAAUCCGGGCGCGGCGCCGACGUCAAAUCGCGAGCGGUCUCCUCGGCGCGCUGAGCCAACCACGGGUGCGGCAAGCUCCAGCAGCAGUGCCGAGCAAGGCACGUCUAGCCAACAUCCUGAAGACAAAGAACGAAAGGAAGAACAACCCAAUAGCCAGCAGGCGCAACAACAACAAGGACAACAUCCAAGAGCAAACAGCCAAGCACCGGCGGGGCAGGACGGCAUCAAAAAUCCAUCACUGGUUCCUGCUCGAGGCAGUGCCUCCUUUCCAUCCGUGCUGGGGGGAAGUACAGACGCCGGCGACAAAGCGAAAUUGCUGAAGAGUGUGGCGACGAUGGGCAGCCAACUGAGCAGUCAGAUGAGUUUCACCUCCGGGGACCCCCGAGUGGUCACGCGAACGAAACUUCACGCCGCACUGGUGUACGACGAAAGCGAAAAUGAAUACGGCAUGCUGGUAAAGAUAGUGUUGCUGUAAGAUGUCGAAAAGUUGCAGAUUUUCGACAUUCGUGAUUAGUAUCUCGUCGGCGGACAGGAGAUGAACAGCCUGUGUUUUUCUGCGUCUAUUGCUUUGACAGGGGCUGCUCAGAAACAAAUCACUCAUCGCAAAAUAUUACUUAUGUGGAAUGCAGGAAAAAUAAAGCGCCUAUUUGUUAUGUGAACAAAAGACUUGCGCUUUAUCAAUCUGCAGCAUUGAUCAUAUAGUUUUCCACACAAAAUAUAAUCCAAAUAUAUAUAUACAGGAAGAAGAAAUUGCUAAGAAGAAGCUGCUACGAAAUGCAACAAUCUGCGUCACAAUCAUGCAAAGAAUCAAAGCGCUUUAGAUCCAUAUCUAUGCAGAAUUCUUGUAUGAUGUUGUGAGUAUAAAAACAAGCAGCACCAGCAGCAUCUGCCCCGUGCUGAAGAAUCGGCUAUCGUGCGGGCCGUCAUUCGAGUUUGUGAUGGUGCGUGUUUCCUAGAGUACUUUUUAUAUACUGUCCUCCGCUCCCGUGGUGGUACUGCGUAAACUAGGAAAACAUUUUUCUUGGUCACUUGAGUUGGUCGAAUUCCAUUUCCAAUUCAUGAAACUGGCAACAUGCAAUGAAUUGGAAAGCGGCAAGAGGUUCAUUCAUUAGAACGGCUGUGACGCGCGGUUUGCGGUUGAUGGUUCAAAAAUUGCGACGACAUAGCCGCGGAGAUGGAGCAGUCACUUUUCAACGAGCUAAAAGGAAAGGAGUACUCCAUCCAGGUGCGGUCAAUUCUAUCCAAUUUGAAGGACAAGCGCAACAAGGACUUCAAACUGCGUGUGCGGCUGGGCAUGAUCAACCUCGCCGACAGCUACAAGCUUACCCCGCACGACAUGGCCUCGGACGACAAGCGGAAGGAGAGAGAAAAAAUCAUUCAGGAAGCCACGGAGGCAAUGGACCUGGAUUACGACAAAAAGAGGAUGAAGGUAAGGAACCGCGGAGAAUACUUUCUUGACAAUGUUCUUUAUCAAGUUCGUCUCACUUCAAAAACUCUAUCUUGCAUUUUUGGCCGCGACGGAAAGAUCCGCGACGUCUUUUAUGGCCAGAUUAUAUGAUGAAAAAAACAAAUCACACAGAUUUCCUCCACCUUCACAUGCAACAAGUGCAACACGAACCGCUGCACGUACUAUGGAAUGAAAAUAAUGAUUCACUGAUCCCGCUCCCGGCCGGUUUGAUAGAAGUCAUGCUCACCAGUAUGAGAAGGAAAAUUUGCAUAAGCGUGUGACGACAAAAUGCUUUUUUUUGUAUACAUAGAUGAAUACCUCAACAUAGGAAGAUAAAUGUCUGCCAAGAGCAGGCGGAAAAGCCCUGUAUUUGAGACCCCCGGGGCGGGGCAGGUUGUUUCCGGUCGAUACCAUUUACCAGCUCCAAACGCGGUCGAGCGACGAACCGAUGACUACCUUCGUAUCCGAAUCGAAAGAACUUCUGCUUUACUCCCCACGGAAGAGAAUAUUUUCAAUCCUCAAAGAGUUGAAGAUGAACUGUUACGGCAGGUCCGUAUACAACAUGUGGACACGUUGAUGACAAGCAUGAGGAUGAAGAAGACGAAGAUCUCCCUUUGGUUUUAAGUAAAUUAAUGUUCUUUUGUCGGACGGCGCUUCUCACUGACUUCCACUUCUGCAUUACUGCAAAGGGUUUUGCUUUUGCAUGACAAGACGGGUCUUCUCUGCGCCCGUGGGGGCACGAAGGAGAAGAUCCUUUCUGCCUGAUACUCUGUCACGUGUCAGACCUGUGGCAACCGCUGGAAAUUUUGUUGAGGUGGAGAAAGUGUAAAAGCGUGGUGCCUCCUCGUGUUGUUCCCUACAACCCAGGAACGAACGACCUCUUCCUCUGCAGCCGUCGUCUCUAACAUCCGGAGCGCCGUGUGCCGAUGUGUACUAGCAGUUUUCGGCGCUGAACCGUGAAUGCCACCCGCUGAUCCGGGUGUUAAUUCAAUGGAUCUACGCAGUUCAAAUCCUGGUGAUUUAUUAUAAUUCCGUUUCCAGAAAACGAAAACGGUGUUUCGAGAGGAUAGGUCAUCUCGCACUGCCGACGCAGCCGAUGUGAGAAGAAAUACCCUUUUGCUGCGCACGAUCGCCUUUGAGAUGACUGCUUACGAAAAAAGGAAUACGCAAACUGCCCCGGCCGAAGUUCGGUAUCUCUCUGACGAUGUUCAUGUUCCACGGCCUCGCAGCAACAGGAGGCGUUUCUUCAUUUGAAUAUCCGAUUAUCAGUGCUUUCCUGUGCAUGUAGAGGAACAAGAACGCAAAUCUUCCAGAAAUCAGUUCUUCGAAACAUAGGAACUGCCUUGGCGCGCACAAAUUAUAUUCGACGACGGGGGAAUCAAUUUAUAGGUUGCUGCUAGUUCUUCACUUGGAACAGCAACAGACCGG